Lathyrus sativus (Indian pea) is the source of this 795-nucleotide messenger RNA. The record is from the annotation of a GenBank genome assembly. Lineage: Eukaryota; Viridiplantae; Streptophyta; Magnoliopsida; Fabales; Fabaceae.
AUGCAAUCAUACUUUGGGGAAUCAUUGAGGUUCCGAAAGGUCUUGCAAGGUCAAGAAAUUAUGGGCAUUAAUACUCCCUAUGACAGUAUUAAUGCUCAGAGUCCCCCGUUAUACGAGCUAGGGAGAUGUUAUCCCGGUUCAAACUGUUCCGGGAUUGCCUCAACAGGAAAUAUCAGAAUGCCACAGGCAUCUUCUGAUUUUCCCUGCAAUGGCAUAGGCUUUGGUGAAUCUUUCCGAUUCCAAAAGGUCUUGCAAGGUCAAGAAAUUCUUCCGUGUCCACCACCCUACGUUCGAUCCUCCUUUGACGAGUCCCGUGGAAAUGGUUUCCUUGGACGCUACGAUGGUUAUCAACUACUCGGUUCCCGAAACGGAUGGCCAGCACAGAUGCAUGACAAUUCUUCACAUUUGCAUGCAUCUGUUACAGCCGGACAAGUUUCAUCUCCAUCAUCUGUUUUAAUGUUCCAGCAGGCUGUUAAUCCAGUUUCAAACUCCCGUUAUGAUAAUCCUAAUCGCAGUCAGGGUUCAUACAUAUCUGAACUGAAAAGUGGAAUCUUCGCAUCCUCCCUACUCGACAAGCCUAUUCAGGACAGCACAAAUUCUCUCGGCAUACAGAAUUUUCUUAAUAACAAUCCCUUGGAUACUUCAAGGUCCCGUGAUUCGGCCUCAGCACUAAGAGGCAAUCACGAUAUGAAUUCGACAUAUAAAAGUGGCUGCAAACUCUUUGAAUUUUCAUUAACCGAUGACACAUACGUUGCAAAUAAAGAAGCUGCUGUUAAGGACUACGAAGGCGGCUGA